Molecule: messenger RNA, 1626 nt
Organism: Penicillium subrubescens
Lineage: Eukaryota; Fungi; Ascomycota; Eurotiomycetes; Eurotiales; Aspergillaceae
Product: Synaptobrevin
Exons: 4
Coding region: 1-1626 (541 amino acids)
Source: RefSeq, a predicted model, not a curated record
AUGCCUACUGGAUUCGAGGCCGUCGGACUCGCUCUAGCGAUCUUCCCCAUUCUUAUUGAGGCGAUUAAAUUCUACACGAACGAGAAGGACGGCGUGAGUGACACACGCAACUAUCAGCGGCUUCUCAUCCGUAUUUCUCGAGAUCUCGACCGUGAGCAAACCAUCUUCCACAACUCAUGCCAACGCUUCAUGGAAGAUAUUGCAGCACACUGCGGCGUUGGAGAAGAGGAAACGAAGGGUUUCUUAGUUAAUGAGGGCAUUCUCCACCGGGCUUCCGUCCAGCAUUACCUUCAUGCCGUUGAGGAUAUGAACGAGGAGCUGUCGAGGCCUGCAAUUCUCGAUAAAAGGGCACGCCGGCGGCAAUGGAAGAAGAUUAUCCUGGUGCUGAAGAAAGAUUUGAUCACCGAACAACUAACCAAGGCCGAGAAGCUCAAUACAUUCCUCGCCAGACUCACAGAGCAAAAUCAGCCAACAGCUACCAAUCGCCACACUUCUUGUAGGAGCACGAAACACUACAAACGCAUUCGAUCUCACGCGAUUGACCUCUACAAUAUCCUCAAGACCCAAUCCCCCGCCCAUCCUACCUGCAAAUGCGCGCUUCAACCGGAUCAUGUCAAUAUGAGAUCGGAGUUCCGCAGUGCACAAAGUACAGAAAAGGGGCUUUAUUUUCACACAAUAUUUGUGCCAGAGACGGCCUUCAACUCUUCGUCUAACUGGCGCGAGAUUGAAAGCGAGCCAUGGGGGACAAGCGGCCCCGAUCUCUGCCAGGAUCCUGCUAUAUAUAGUGCGCAGGUACAAGUCGCCGUCACCCCUCCGACAAUAUCCCAUGGGAGUUCGGCACCUACGAAUGAACCCGAGAUAUCCAAUCUCUGCGCGUUCGUGACAGGACCUGCUUCAAAAGAUUGGCUCGGACGUAUUGCUAGUCCAAAGGGACAACAACAUCGGAUCCGCGCGAUGGACCAUCAGAAACGACUCCCCGCCUUCGACACGAUCGACAAGGUGUCACUAGGAGAUGUCCUCGGAGAUGAUCGUUUUGGUGAAGAACAACAACUCCGACUUGCAUUGAAAACUAGCCUCGUCCGUGAUGCAACUCCAUACAACAGACUGGCUCACAGACUACUGGAGCAAUCCGAUAUUUCAUUUCUCCGAUCUUCAUACGGAGUAAUUGACUUUGACAACCCUCUCGUCGGACGUACUUUUGGCAAUUCCAGUUACACCAUGACGUCGAUGUCACCGAGCCUCCCCCGACCAAUGAUGCAUGCAUCUAUUCCCUGUCUCUUCUCCCUAGGAAUCGUACUUUUGGAGCUACGCUAUCGAACCCUAUUUGAAGAUCUCAAGACGGACCAAGAACAGACCAUGAUACCCGAAAUCUCCGAUCUUGCGACUGCACGCCGUCUAGCCUAUGAUAUGGUUGGCAGUCCUAACCAUCAAAAUGCCGUGCUGCGGUGUAUUCUAGGUCUGGAUGCGGCUUAUCGGUCACUGACGGAGGCCAAGUUUCAAGAUGAAGUGGAGGAGAAGAUCGUCUUUUUGCUGGCUGAAGAUCUGAAGAUUAAUUGUGCCAAGCCAUCGGUCGAGGCCUGUCUAUGGAAAUGGUUUAACGCUAGCAGUAGAUACAUGCAUAGCUAA